Olea europaea var. sylvestris is the source of this 1161-nucleotide messenger RNA. RefSeq names its product transmembrane protein 45B-like. Lineage: Eukaryota; Viridiplantae; Streptophyta; Magnoliopsida; Lamiales; Oleaceae. The transcript has a single exon. The record is from RefSeq and is a predicted model, not a curated record. The coding region runs from base 66 to 953 and encodes 295 amino acids.
AAUCAAGUAUUUAAGUAGGUAUUCACUAUGGAGUGAACAUAAUCAUCUCUGAAUCAUAAACUUCAAUGGGAACUCUUCUUGGCCAUCUUGUACCUGGUUUUGCCCUUGCCUUCCUUGGUCUAUGGCAUACUAUAAACACCAUUGGAGCUUAUUACAAAAAAGGCCAUACUAAGUUUAUGUUAAGAUUUUGGUAUCCAUUGAAGACUCCUCUCUGCAAACUAGAACACAUCGAACUCAUUCUUGUCUUGACAUUUUCAGUAUUUGCUAUGUUAAUGCAAGUCAUAGACUUCCCAUACAUGCAAUUCUCCUUCAAGCUAGACAAUUUUGAACAUGCAACUAUGUUUCUCCACCUAGCUAUAUUUGCAGGUUACACACUAUUCUCGGAGUUCAAUAGUUCGACUGAUACUCCGGUAGGUGUGUCGGGAAUUCUUGCAGCCUCGGUUUUCGGACAAGAACUUUUCCUACUUCAUUUUCAUUCAACUGAUCAUGUUGGACUUGAAGGGCAUUACCACUGGCUGCUGCAGCUUAUAGUUUGCAUUUCCCUUGUGGCAGCAAUAUUUGCAACUUGUUUCCCUGCUAGCUUUCCUGCGGCACUUGUUCUUACAGUUUCUGUCAUUUUCCAAGGUUGUUGGCUCAUUAACAUGGGAUUCGUGUUAUGGGUUCGUAAGUUCAUCCCACAUGGAUGCUCUGUUCAGUCGAGUAAUGCUAGCAACAGUAUCAUGGUAGGAGCCGUUCUAUGUGAAACACACGAGGCGGAUUUGAGAGCAAGAGCGAUGGCUAACUUGCAGUUUAGUUGGAUACUUGCAGCAAUUUUGAUGAUUGUAUCAUGUAUUUCUCUGGUUUUCGAUAGACAGCAGAUGCCACCGAGGAUGUCACCUGAGUACGAGAAACUUAAUAGCACGCAGUUGAAUGAUGUUGGAUUCAAGCAAAUCCAACUGCAAGUUCGUAAUUAACUACGUAAUUUAUAUAUCUAACUAUCAAUAAUUUGAAAUCUGUCUGCUAUUGUGUUGUGAAUUACUUGUAUCCAGCCUUCGGUAUGUCUAUUAUUUGAAGAGAAUAACAUAUGUUGAUCAAGCUAAUUUGGCAGUGUAAAAAUGUACUUUUAUUCGAGUUAAACACUCGCCCUAUGUGCUCUGGCAUUGUAUGCUGUAUUAUAUUUCU